CCUCGCCUCCGGUCUGGCGCGCUCGCCUGCUUGUACCAGGUCACGAACCCGGACCGGAUCAGCAGGAUGUCGCCCGGGCGGAACUCGGUGCCCUGCCACGCCGCAACGGCCUCGAGGUCCUUCUCCGAGAUGCAGUGCCGCUCGAUGGGCGAGUAUUGGAUGCCCUGGUGCGCGGCCCAGGACAGGUAGUCGAGCAGGAUGCCCCGGCCAACGAUGCCGCCUCGCCUCGACCACUCUGGGAGAUCGCGUCAAUCCUGACAUUCAGCUGUCCUGAGGCAUGAGGGUGAAAUGUGGUGGAAUCUCCAAACUUACCAUCGAUUCCGUUCCGGGCUUCAGCAUCCGGGUCUGUGAUUUCUUUGUGCGUCACGCCGUUGUAAUACAGCCCGGUCGGCUGAUGCGCCCAGUGUCCUGUUUUCGGGGGAAACAACUCCUCGGUCAGCUACCGCAAUCCCAUGCCAUGAGAAUCACUCCACUCUUCGAAAGACAGGAGGGCCGCUGUCUGGCAAGGCCAGGGCAGGAAACUGAUGAUGACAGCACUCACGAAAGCCGUCCCAUUGACUCCCGCUCUGGGUGUUCAUCCACACCUCGUCGUCAUGGCCGAUCCACUCGCUCCCGUCCUGGGCCUCGGCCAAGGUCAUGAUCUUGUGCCGCGGCGGCCGCCGGUUGGAGUGCGGCGUCUGGCAGUUGUCGAGGGACCAGUUGAUCGCGACGCUGACGCCAUGCUGGAUCUCCGAC
Cladophialophora immunda is the source of this 735-nucleotide messenger RNA. RefSeq lists its product as uncharacterized. Lineage: Eukaryota; Fungi; Ascomycota; Eurotiomycetes; Chaetothyriales; Herpotrichiellaceae. The record is from RefSeq and is a predicted model, not a curated record. The transcript has a single exon. The coding region runs from base 278 to 640 and encodes 120 amino acids.